Molecule: messenger RNA, 576 nt
Organism: Aspergillus clavatus NRRL 1
Lineage: Eukaryota; Fungi; Ascomycota; Eurotiomycetes; Eurotiales; Aspergillaceae
Product: HHE domain protein
Exons: 2
Coding region: 1-576 (191 amino acids)
Source: RefSeq, a predicted model, not a curated record
AUGAGCACUCGCAUCUCCGAUGUUAUCAAACGGGAUCACCGUGAACUCGAAGCAUACUACAACACCAUCACCAGCUCCAACGACCCCGACGAGCAGACGCGGUUCCAGAACAAAUUCAGCUGGGAACUCGCGCGCCAUGCUGUAGGUGAGGAGCUGGUCGUCUACCCAGCCAUGGAGAAGUACCUCCGCGACGGCAAGGAAACCGCCGACAAGGACCGUCGUGAACACCAAGUGGUCAAAGACAAGCUGGAAAAGUUCCAGAACAUGCAUGCUACUGAGCCCGCGUUCCUCCCCACCAUCAAGUCCCUGAUGACGGACCUGUUCCAGCACAUCGAUGAAGAAGAGACCAUUGACUUUGUCAAGCUGGAGAGCGCAAUCACCCCCAAGGAGAGCGAUCGUCUAGCGAGAUCGUUUGGCCGCACGAAGAUGUUUGUUCCCACCCGGUCUCAUCCCAGCGCGCCCAACAAGCCUCCUUUUGAGACGGUGGUGGGAUUGUUGACGGCGCCUAUGGACCAUCUGGCGGAUCUCUUUCGUAAGUGGCCGGAGGAGAUUACUCCGAACCCGUCUACUGGGUAG